CACGAUUCUGCUUCAACUUUGGGCGGUAAUGGAUAGUUAUGACGAUGUUCGCAUUAUAAUGGACAGCUUAGAUAACAGUGGAAAACCGUCAUCAUUAGAGCGUUUUUCUUCGGAUUUGCUUCAUCAAGCUUCAGACCAGGUGAUCGCAGGUGACCUACAUAAUAAUUAUAUUCGUAAACCCAAAAAGAAAAGUUUAGAAGAAGAUCCCCUUCAACUUUGUGAAAUUUCCUUUGAUGCAAAUAGUUGGAGUAUUUAUAAAGUGCCCAGUCCACUACGUGAAGUAAAUGAGAAAGCCUAUGAACCAAAUGUAAUCUCAAUUGGUCCCUAUCACCAUGGUAAGGAACAUUUGAAGACAAUGGAAGUUAUCAAAAGGAAUUGCUUCGGUAGGAUGAUUAAACAGAGCAAGGCUGAAGCGCAAAAGUUUGUAUCAGCCAUUAAAACCAUAGAAAAAGGAGUUCGCAAAUUCUAUGAACAACCUUUAGAUCGCUUUGACUCUGACACAUUUGUAGAAAUGAUGGUGCUUGAUGGAUGCUUUAUUGUUCUGCUAUUUCAAAAGAAUGAUUAUCUAGUUAAGAAUCUUCGUAGACUGAAGAAGGGGACUCGCAUGGAGAUAUUUUAUGAUUUGUUACUACUCGAAAAUCAGCUUCCUUUCUUUGUGCUUUUAAAGUUGUAUGGCAUGAUCAAGAUGUCAAAUGUUGAAAUAGAUGAAUUUCCUACAUUGGUUUUUUCUCUCUAUUCAAAAGAUCUGUUACCAGGACCAGAGAUAUGUCUUCCUAAAAAGUUUCCCGAACCCAAAAAUAUCAAGCAUCUACUAGGCUUCGUACAUAGUUGUUGGCUUCCUUCAGGUAGAAAACGCCAUUUUAAAGAAGCAGAAGCAAAAGCAAAUGCAAAAGCAAAAGCAAAAGCAGAAGCAAAAGAACCAAUAGCCCAACGCUUACGGACCUUCAUAUGCUGUGGAAGAGAGCAGGAGGAAGAAGGAAGCAAACGCUCAUGGAAAUUCAUAAGAUGUGCAACAGAGCUGGAAGAGGCAGGAAUCAACUUCGUAAAUAAAGGUAAGGAGUUGCAAUAUAAGGAGUGGAAGCAUAAGAAAGGAGAGGAGGUGCAAGGCAAAAAAGGAAAAGCGAGCUUGUUCGAAGUAGACUUUACCGAUGAUGGGACACUGAAGAUUCCAACCUUAAGAGUUGAAGAUAAUACAGAGCGUAUCUUGCGUAAUUUCUUGGCCUACGAACAAUUCCUCCGAGGUUCGAAAUCAACUUAUUACAUUGGUGAUUAUGUGACGCUUAUGGAUAGUCUCAUCAACUCAGGCAAGGAUGUGCAAUUACUGUGUAACCGAGAAAUUGUUGUUAAUUCGUUAGGCGAUGAUGAAGUAGUUGCCCAAAUGUUUAACAAACUCGGCGACUUUAUUUACCCUUCGGAUGACUUUAAUAACUUCUAUUAUGCCGAUAUAUUUGAGAAGGUUGACAAGCACUGCAAGAAAAGGAGAAACAUAUGGAAGGCAAAAUUGAAGCAAGAUUAUUUUAACUCUCCCUGGUCGUUCAUUUCAGUCGUCGCUGCUGUUGUCCUGCUCCUACUUACCAUGGUACAAACUGUAUUUUCAGCUUUAUCCUAUGUUCAUCCGCAGUAAGUGCAAUGUUUCUUUGCAUUAUCUAUUGGAGGCAGGCUAGCAGGAAGUGCAGCUAAGUCUAUCAAGUAGCAGUACUAUAAACUAAAAGUUUAUGCCAUUUCUUAUGAUUAAUGUUUGUGAUUAGUUAUUUAUCAAGUGUAAUGCUUCUCGUAUUUUGAUCCAUGCCAUAAUAACAAAAUAAGUACUUGUGUUUAAUUUUUCUUGUCACUUUUUGGUAUUUAAGAUUGUUAACUCAUAAACAAUUACCUUCACAAAUAUGGUGUGAUUA
Durio zibethinus is the source of this 1892-nucleotide messenger RNA. Lineage: Eukaryota; Viridiplantae; Streptophyta; Magnoliopsida; Malvales; Malvaceae. The record is from RefSeq and is a predicted model, not a curated record.